Mucor mucedo is the source of this 477-nucleotide messenger RNA. RefSeq lists its product as uncharacterized. The record is from RefSeq and is a predicted model, not a curated record. Lineage: Eukaryota; Fungi; Mucoromycota; Mucoromycetes; Mucorales; Mucoraceae. Gene Ontology annotation, molecular function: protein binding. The transcript is spliced from 3 exons. Bases 1 to 477 code for a protein of 158 amino acids.
AUGCAAACUUCACCUUCUCAUCCCGGUCUCUUUAAAGUAGUUCGUCAAGGUGAUCCCGAGUCCUUCACCAGUAAACUCGUUGCCGAACGUGACUUUGCUAAAGAUGCUGUCAUUGUCGAUCUGACAGGUCUCACCCCUGGACCCAAACGCUAUUCUUCAGUUCAAAUAUCCGCCACAGAACAUGUCGAAUUAAACAGUGAUUUACUCUACUUGAACCACUCUUGCGAUCCUUCCACCUAUUUAAACAUUACCCAAAGAGCCAUCGUGGCCUUAAAAGAUAUCAAGCAAGGUGAUGAGUUGGACUUUUUCUAUCCUUCUACCGAAUGGGACAUGGCUCAAGCAUUUGAUUGCUGGUGUGGUUCUGCAAAGUGUAUUGGUAAAGUCAACGGUGCCAGUCACUUGUCAUCCGAUGUACUCAAGCAAUUUACCAUCAGUGAGCAUAUCACUCAGCUUUUAAAGGAACGUGACCAAAUCUAA